Dissoconium aciculare CBS 342.82 is the source of this 295-nucleotide messenger RNA. RefSeq lists its product as uncharacterized. NCBI's taxonomy places the organism in Eukaryota, Fungi, Ascomycota, Dothideomycetes, Mycosphaerellales, Dissoconiaceae. The transcript has a single exon. The coding region runs from base 62 to 283 and encodes 73 amino acids. The record is from RefSeq and is a predicted model, not a curated record.
GCUCGAAGGGAAAAUCCUCCGAAAAAAAGUAAAUUAACUGAGAGGAUGAAAGGCAUAAAAAAUGACUGCCCUUGCGGAUGCUACUGCACGAUUGUCCAGGCGCGCAUGCACCGUUGGCGUAACAGUCCUAUCACAAUGUCGCGUCCGGGGUUCAUGCUUUGUCCAAAAGACCCGGCCAGAGCGAUUAGUCCGGGAAGCAGCAGGGAACCCCUCCUCGCUCGUGUUGCGGGAGAUAUUGCAUGCCGUCGCCUGGCUGAAUUCUCCGAUCGGCCGAACGUUGUGAUGAUGAUGAUGG